Molecule: messenger RNA, 1614 nt
Organism: Nerophis ophidion (straightnose pipefish)
Lineage: Eukaryota; Metazoa; Chordata; Actinopteri; Syngnathiformes; Syngnathidae
Gene: allc
Product: allantoicase
Exons: 11
Coding region: 463-1443 (326 amino acids)
Biological process (GO): allantoin catabolic process
Molecular function (GO): allantoicase activity
Source: RefSeq, a predicted model, not a curated record
AUCCUCGUCAUCGUCAGUGAGUUUUUGUCAACAUGUCAGAGCGCAGAGCAACCAUCUUGUCAACGCAGCCGCAGUUCCUCAAUUUGAACAAUCUCGCCUGUGAGAGCGUCGGUGCCAAGCGGGGGUGCUGGAGCCUAUCCCAGCUGCACUUGCCCGGAAGGUGGUGUACACCCUGGACAAGUCCCCACCUCAUCACAGGGCCAACACAGAGAGACAACAUUCACAAUCACAUCCACACUAGUCACCAAACAAUUUAUAAACUUCAUUUGCAAUACAAAAACCAGUUCACAAAUUUAAGUUUAAUAAACUCUAGGUGAGUUUUUACAAUGUGUGUGUGUGUGUGUGUGUGUGUGUGUUCAGGUUAUAUUUGCUACAGAUGAAUGGUUUGCACCAGCUGCUAACCUGCUCAAGCGAGAGCCUCCACAGUUCAAUGCAUCUGCCUUCACCCAAUUUGGGAAGUGGAUGGACGGCUGGGAGACAAGGAGGAAACGGACACCAGGUCACGACUGGUGCCUCAUCCAACUGGGGGUCCCGGGCCUGGUGUACGGUGUGGAUGUGGACACGUCCUACUUCACAGGGAACCACCCACCUCACGUGUCCAUCCAGGGGGCGUGUCUUGAACAAGAUCCCAACCUCAGCCUGGAAGGAGACAGAACCGGCAUGGCCGCCUCCGACAGCCAGCUGGCGUCCGUCGCCAAACUGUGCUCAGAGGCGUGGCCAGAGCUGGUGGGCAUGUCCGAGCUGAAGCCGGGUUACUCGGACUGCUGCCACAACUACCUCCUGGUCCACUUCGCAAACAGAGUAACACACCUGCGCCUUAACCUGUACCCUGAUGGAGGUGUGGCGAGAUUGCGCGUGUUUGGAGUCGGCCAAAGAGAUUGGUUGUCAGUUCCGUCCAAUCAGGACAUCGACCUGCUCUCCAUGGCUAAUGGCGGAGUCUGUCUUGGCUUUAGUAACGCCCACUUUGGUCAUCCACGCAAUAUGAUUGGCAUGGGUCUGGCCUGCAAUAUGGCUGAUGGCUGGGAGACGGCGCGCAGACUGGAUCGACCCAAAAAGCUGCAGGUGGAUCAGCGUGGCAUCCUGCAGCUUCCUGGUUAUGAAUGGGCCGUGUUUCGUCUGGGUCACAGGGGGGUCAUCCAUGCUGUGGAAGUGGACACAGCCCACUUCAGAGGUAAUUUCCCUGACUCCUGCAGGGUGGAGGUGUGCACCUUGACCCCAGAGGAGGAAGCUCAGUGCCUAAGGUCAACCUGGGAUUCUGGAAAAUGGCGCAUCCUGGUUCCACCACAGAAGCUCCGGCCUGAUGACAAGCACAUGUUUAGUGUGGACGACAUGCACUCCCCUGUCACUCACAUCCGCCUGGUCAUUACUCCAGAUGGAGGAGUCAGCCGGGUGCGACUUUGGGGCCAAGUGGUCCCCGUGACAACAGCUCACUCUAAACUCUGAUUUGAUGUUAUGGAGGUCUAUUUGCAACUAUCACUUCCUGUUGAUCUUUCUAAUGAAGUGUCUACAUCAGGGGUGUCAAACUCAUUUUAGCCCAAGGGCCGCAUUGAGGAAAAUCUGUGCACACGUGGGCCGGAAUAUUAAAAAUCAUGACAUUAAAACUAAAAAAUAAAA